Molecule: messenger RNA, 1302 nt
Organism: Candidula unifasciata
Lineage: Eukaryota; Metazoa; Mollusca; Gastropoda; Stylommatophora; Geomitridae
Source: the annotation of a GenBank genome assembly
AUGCUGCUGUUUCAACCGCCAUGGUUUUCCUCCCAUUGGAAGAAAACCAUGGCAUUACUUAUCGGAGUAACACUGAUAAUUCUCACAGUAUCUGACGCGCUUUUAUUUCACGUGUUAGUGCCUGGAAUUCCUCAUCAUCUCAUCAAAAUACAAUAUAUGUCCUAUGUCACCAGCGAUACAUCCAGCAAUAACUUUACAAAUAAUACUUCUUUUUCUGAAGAAGAGAAGAAGAAACAGCUGUAUGAGCCAGCUGAAGCUCACUCAUUUAAAUCGCCCUACAUAUCCACCCCGAAAAUAUACAGCACUAAUUCUUCAAUCAGGAACUCCAAUUUCUCAAGAAAACAUAAAGUCAUAAGCUGCUAUAACUGCCCACAAUGGUUUAUCUUGGAAUCUUUGAAUCUGCACAAUCGAGACUUUAAAGUCUGCCCUUACAGCGAGUGUAUCUUUGAUGGCGGAGACAGAAAGUCAACGGCUGAUGUGCUUCUGUUUUUUGUUGGAGCCUUGGGAAAGAGCACUCUGCCCCGAAGACCAGCUGGACAAAUAUGGGUGAAAUGUUACUGGGAGAGUCCGGCUCAUUACGGCUACCCGACUCCCUACAAGCCAUGGAUGAACGCCUUCAACUGGACAUUCAACUACAGGACGGACUCUGAUAUCUUCGCGCCAAACAAUCGUCUGGCUUGGAGAAACAGCGCCCACCUACUACCUGACUCUGCUUAUCUGGAGAUUUCGCAGAAAAAGACACGAAAUGUGGCUUGGUUUGUCAGUAACUGCCACACGCAGUCACAGCGAGAGGUUUACGUCAAGGAAAUGCAGAAGUACAUCGAUGUGGAUAUAUACGGUAACUGCGGCACGCAUUCCUGUAAACGAGCAGAAGAAGGUGAGUGCGAGAGAGCACUGACCUCAACCUACAAGUUCUACCUCAGCUUUGAAAACUCCCUCUGUAAGGACUACGUCACGGAGAAGCUGUUUAGAAAUAUCGAGUUUCGUUCUCAUAUCAUCCCUGUUGUAAGAGGUGGGUUCGACUACAACAAAUACAUUCCUAGCGGGGCUUUCAUCAACACGGCGAAUUUCUCUUCAGCGAAAGACCUGUCCCUGUAUCUAAAAGAGCUUGGACAAGAUCACGUGAGAUACGCUAGAAUGCUGAAAGAAAAAGACAAAUUGACGACUCUAAAUUAUAAAUUCGACUGGUGUGAUAUUUGUGAAAAAGUCCACACUGACAACAGAACAAAAGUGAUACCGGAUAUCAAAGAGUGGUCACAUAAAGAUGCCUGUUAUGCCCCUGCAGAUAUUGGUAAAUCUUGA